ACGGGCGCAGUGGAGCGGCGGCAAUUUCCCUUUAGGGAUGCAGCCCACCCUGGUGGGGAUGUGUGACUGUGAAAGCUGAGAAGCAAGCAGCCAGAUUGAAGUGAAGAAAUUGCGUCUGUUGCAACGAAGUUCUAGCUGCCCUACUCAGAGCUCAUUGUCCUGCAGAAGUAUAAUUGUUGAGAGGGGAAAUGACUUCUUCAAAGCCUUUGGCCAGGUUCUGGGAGUGGGGCAAGAACAUAAUCUGUGUGGGGAGGAAUUAUGCAGAGCAUGCCAAAGAGUUGAAGAACACCCUCCCAACUGAGCCGCUCUUCUUUCUCAAGCCAUCAUCCGCCUAUGUCAGGGAAGGCUCUCCCAUCAUCCAACCCUACUACUGUAAUAAGCUGCACCAUGAAGUGGAACUUGGGGUGGUGAUCGGGAAGAGAGCCCAGGCAGUUUCCCAGAAAAUAGCAAUGGACCAUGUGGCAGGCUAUGCCCUCUGCUUGGACAUGACAGCCAGGGAUACCCAAGAAGAAUGCAAGAAGAAAGGGCUUCCUUGGACAUUGGCCAAAGGGUUCAAUACCUCCUGUCCAGUCAGUGACUUUGUGCCCAAAGAGAAAGUCCCAGAUCCACACCGGUUGAAGAUCUGGCUAAAGGUAAAUGGGGAGAUGCGGCAAGAAGGAGAUACAUCAGACAUGAUCUUCUCUAUCCCCUACAUCAUCAGCUACAUCAGUGGAAUUGUCACACUGGAAGAAGGGGAUGUCAUCCUAACAGGAAGCCCAAAAGGGGUUUCUGCUGUGCAAGAGAAUGAUGAAAUAGAAGCUGGGAUCCAGGGGGUGCUGAGCAUGCGGUUUCAAGUAGUUCAGCAGAAAUGCCGGCCUUGAUAGGGGAUGUUUCCUUUUACCUUAAGAGCAGAUUCAAACUGUAGAGCAAAGGAGCACUAGACUAUUCCUUUCCUGUGGGACAGGAGAGACUGGGAUCUUAGAUUAUCCUUAUAUAGCAACCAAGUAAAAUUGGCUUUCCCCUCAUUCAGGUUUUAGCUUCUUCCACAUUGACAGAGUGGGAGAAGGGCUGAGAGCACAUCUUGUUGGGCACUUAAUAUAUUCACAGUGUUCAGGCAUUACACUUAAGCCCUAGCAUAAGAAGGACAAGUCACAACAAGCCUCAGGCUUGUACACUCUUUGCUCUCCUCUUUGGUUUUGGUGCAGCAACAAGUAGCUCACUUUCAGAUUAGAAGAUUAACGACAGUUUGCUGUCAUCUAGACCCCCCCAAACUGUGGUUAAUCUUAACUGUGGUUUGUUGAAAAAAGCAAACUCCAAACCAUAGGUUAUGAAGCUGAUUUUUUAAAAAACAAACAAUAGUUAACAUUAACAUGUGGUUCAGACAACACACUAAACUAUGGUUUGAAAGUGAAAGCUUCCUAAUUAUUGAUGGACGUGCCAUAGGAAGAGGGGGGAACAUGCAAGCUUAUACUCACUGUGGCUUAUACUUGUCAUCAUAAAUGAUUGUGUAGCCUUUCUUAUAAACUAAGUGUGGCCUUUCUGAAAAGCACAGCCAAAGAAUGAAAGAAUUAUUCUUUUCUACCAGACUAGACUGCUUAUAUAGAGUUCAACAGGGAAAAUUAUAUUAAAAUAAACACACACAAAAUAGAAAUAUGGUGAAAUUUAGAAUAUAUUUUGUAAUGAAGUCUGAUGCAACUGUAUACUGAGGUGUAAAUAAAACAAAACUUUUAUCAA
Molecule: messenger RNA, 1713 nt
Organism: Lacerta agilis (Sand lizard)
Lineage: Eukaryota; Metazoa; Chordata; Lepidosauria; Squamata; Lacertidae
Gene: FAHD1
Product: fumarylacetoacetate hydrolase domain containing 1
Exons: 2
Coding region: 189-860 (223 amino acids)
Cellular component (GO): mitochondrion
Molecular function (GO): acetylpyruvate hydrolase activity
Source: RefSeq, a predicted model, not a curated record